GAGAUAAGCCUGAAUUUACUCCACUUGACUAGCAUGGAGGAAAAUACUAAAAAAGUUCAGCCUGUUCUCAACUCUCAACAAGAAGUCCAACCAUUGAAAAAAGAAAGGAGAAAAAAAAUUAAUCUUCAUUCAUAAUCAGCAGCAGUGGUCUGACCAGAAACAAGUCAAACAUCAAAGAAGGCACUGUAACAUAGGCAAGAUAUUAAGGCUAACCAAGUGGACCGGCAAUACUUGAUCAAAUAACAUUUAGCAGCUGCACAACCAGAGCAGAAAGAUUUUCUCCCAAGAGAACACCACCUGAGCAAGAAGAUGGGUGGCUGCAACGUCGAUGGGAACCUGAACCAGGAAAAUUUUAGUGCUCCUAUGCCUUGGAUUGGCAUCUAUGUAGCAGCAGCAUCCCUGGCCUGCCUAAUUGCAAUGGCUGCAGAUGUCGUCCACGGCUUUCGACACUGGAAACUCUGGUUCCCUAGCAAGUUCUUCUCCAUCAAUGCCACUACUUUGACCUUGAUAGGCGUAGCAGUUAAAUUGUCAGUGGAUCUAAACACUGCGAUGCCUAGCCGCCAGGAUCAGCUCGCCAAGCUUAGCAGUUCUGUCUUGAUCUGCACGGUAAUGGGCAACUCUAUGCCUUCUCUUGGAUCCAUGGAAAACAAAGAAAUCAUGAUGAAUAUAAUUGCUUUUGGAAUACUGGUUAUUACUCUUAUCGUGAAUAUCUGCAUUCAGCUAGCUACUGGUGCAAUCUUUGUUUUCUGCAAGGAGCAUGUUUUCAUCAUGUUCAUCAUGCUUAUUUUACUUAUCAUGAUGAAUUUCUCUGCUUUAACUAUUCCCAUAUCUAAACGUUAUUUAGAACACAAGUACAAUAAAAGGUACCAAUUAGCUCUGAAAGAAGGCAUAAAUGAAACUGGUAAAAGAGUGGCUAGCAAACUUAAAGAAUGUCUGAUGAAACAUUGGAUGAUGGCUCAUACCUCUAGUCCCCAGUUUGUGAUGGGGCACUCAGCGACGUGCACAGCUUCUGGAGCAAUCUGUCUUUUGAGUACCAUGAUUUUAGCAGAAGCCAUGCUUCGGACUUACUUGAUGCCCUGGUCAUUUACAUUUUGCAGAGGUGAGUCUGACUACAAGUGGUCAACCACUUUGGUUCUUGCUACACAAACAAUUGCAGUAGCAGUUGGUACAAUUGGUCCUGCAUCUAGAUGGUUCAUCGCCAUAAACUUCAGGUGUGCAAAAAGAGGAAACACCACCUACAAAGGAGAAUUCAGAGUAGAAAAGUACUGGACACAAGGACUGAUAGAGUUGAAAGAGUGCCCGUUAUCUUUCAUAAGAAUCAAAAAUAGGCACUGCCGGAAACUUGCUCAUGACACAAGAAACAAAUUUUUGGAUUUGUGUAUUGGAAUGCAGACAGGGAAUGUCAUAAUGAGUCAAGCAAUUCGGCUCAUUUCCAUUUUCUUUGUAAGCAGGAUCUUGUUAUGCUGCGACUUCUGCAAACAGUGGAAGAAGAAGUUCAAAUUCAACACUGUUUUUAAUGACUCAGGGCCAGAGUCACAGCCAAACCAAAAGCUUGAUCUUAGCUGUUAUGUUCUGCAUCUUGAAGGUGAGGAUGCAUUGGUUGAGCACAUGAUGAGAAGUAAUUGUGAUGCUACAGAUCAUUGGUUUCAGAGGGGAAAGAAAAGAGAGCCUAAAUAUAUCGUUAAACUGUUGGAGAAAUCAACCUUUUCACAAGGAUUCAAAGGAGUAGCAGAUUUCGACAGUGAAAAAGUUCCCUGUCUAGACUUGGAAGAACCACCAAACAGUUGGGCUCUACCUGUUGUAACACUAACUAGUAUUGCUCUUGCACUUCCAAACAUCAGCAGUUGUUCAAUAAAAGAGUUAAUAGGUGGUGUCCAUGAAGGGAUCAUGUACAUAAAUUUUAUUGAAAAUUUCCUGGAUUCUAAAGAGGAUGUUACCAACAUCAGAAAGACAGCAGAUAUGGUGUGGCUAGGAGUUGAUCUCUACCAUACAUGGCUGGAUGUGGAUCUCCGUAAAUUGUCACUUCAUGGAAAGAGCUCAAAGGAGAUACUUGAAGGACUUGCUGAAACUGCAAAAUUCAUAUUUGAAGAAUCUAAAAAGAAGCAAAAGACUACGAAUGUAUGUUUAAGAGAUACCCCUUCAAAAUGGCCUGUCAAGGAAUUGGCUGCUAAUUCCAUGUAUAGGAUAAGUGAAACUCUUCUGCUAAAUUAUGAAGGCAGCCUCAACCAGACAGGUGAGAGAUUAUUUGAGGCAUUGACUGUCAUGAUAUCUGACAUACUGGCUGCUUGUCUCACGAAUAUAAAGCAAGUUAUAAAGAGGAAGUGUUUGAACAGCACCAUUGAAGAGAGGGAGGAAAGUGUGAGGCAUGCCGUUUGCAUUCUCGGUCAAACUGAAAACAUUCUGAAUAUUCUAGACCAGAGAAUUCCCCCAAGUAUGGACCCUCGUCGGAUUUCAAGCAUUGAUGAGUGGCGUUUGUUGCACAAGAUGGAGAGCCCUUUGGCCUUCCCUUCUUCGUCUCCAUCAGAGGGUGACACAGCCUCUUCUGUUUCAAGUGACUUCUACGUGAUCAUUGAAUAGAAUGCACAAUCCUGGAGCUUACAACAGAGGCAGCUUAUGAUUCACAUGUUACUAAAAAAGUAGCUGAGGCAACUUUCAACUUCUGCUUUACAUUUUUCUUUAUGUUGAUAUAUGAAACUAUUGUACAUAUGUAGUAGAGAUUUUAUCUAGCAGGAAAACUAUAAAUUAUAGAGCAUGAUCGUAUCUAUUUUCGAA
Prunus mume (Japanese apricot) is the source of this 2772-nucleotide messenger RNA. RefSeq lists its product as uncharacterized. The record is from RefSeq and is a predicted model, not a curated record. Lineage: Eukaryota; Viridiplantae; Streptophyta; Magnoliopsida; Rosales; Rosaceae.